Messenger RNA from Alligator sinensis (Chinese alligator), 10521 nucleotides. It is a transcript of the gene REV3L, whose product is annotated as REV3 like, DNA directed polymerase zeta catalytic subunit. Gene Ontology annotation, biological process: error-prone translesion synthesis; double-strand break repair via homologous recombination. Lineage: Eukaryota; Metazoa; Chordata; Crocodylia; Alligatoridae. Gene Ontology annotation, cellular component: nucleus; zeta DNA polymerase complex. The record is from RefSeq and is a predicted model, not a curated record. Gene Ontology annotation, molecular function: DNA-directed DNA polymerase activity; DNA binding; nucleotide binding. The annotation marks the transcript as partial. The transcript has 33 exons.
CCCGAGCAGCCGUGGGGGAGGGGCGCGGAGGGGGCCCCGCGCGUGCGCAGAGGGUCCGUUGGGGGGCUCCAACGGUCGCACCUCGGGGCGGGCCCGAUCCCGGGAGCGGAGCCGUCUCCAGGUCAGAAGACUUGUCUUCACAUACACGGUAUCUUUCCUUACCUCUAUGUACCAUAUGAUGGUUACGGACAGCAGUCAGAACACUAUCUUCGUCAAGUGGCGUUCAGCAUUGACAGAGCACUUAAUGUGGCUUUAGGCAAUCCAUCUUCUACUGUUCAACAUGUUUUCAAAGUAUCAUUAGUGUCUGGAAUGCCUUUUUAUGGCUAUCAUGAAAAGGAGAGACGGUUUAUGAAGAUCUAUCUCUAUGAUCCUGCAAUGGUGAAAAGAGUAUGCGAGCUGCUGCAAGGUGGAGCCAUAAUGAAUAAAUCUUACCAGCCUCAUGAAGCCCAUAUUCCCUACCUCCUUCAACUCUUUAUAGACUACAACCUGUAUGGAAUGAAUUUAAUAAACCUGGCUGCUGUCAAAUUCAGAAAGGCAAGGAGAAAAAGUGAUGUAUCAAGUAUAAUUGGAUGUUACAAAAAUUGGGUGCCAGAAAAUUCCGUCAUGGGAACAUUUUUUCAAUGGGAAGAAGAUGAAAUACCAAGUUCUUUAAUGUUGGAGGGUGUUGAACCACAGAGUACCUGUGAAUUGGAGGUAGAUGCAGUAGCUGCUGAUAUUUUAAAUCGAUUGGAUAUUGAAGCCCAGAUUGGCAGGAACCCGGGUUUGCAAGCCAUAUGGGAAGAUGAAAAGCGGCGCCGUAGAGAGAAAAAUGAGUCUUCUCAGAUUAGUCCUCCUGAUUCACAGGAUCGAGGAUUUGUGCCAGCAACAGAAAGUGAAAAAAUCUUUCAGAAGAGGCUAAAAGAAAUCCUCAAGCAAAAUGACUUCUCUGUAACAUUAUCGGGAUCAUUGGACUACAGUAAUGGAUCAGAGGAGUUCUCUGCUGAGUUGACACUACAUUCUGAGGUACUUUCUCCUGAAAAUGUUCUGUGUUCACCAGCCAACAUGAUAGAAGUGCACAAAGAUGAGAAACUGAACAAAGAACCCAACAGGAGGCAUGGUAAAGAAGAGGAAGCACUUAUUAACGAAGAAGCAAUUUUAAACGUUGUGGAAAAUAGUCAGAGUUUUCAACCCUUGUCUCAGAGACUGAAUCAGACUCCAGUUUUCAUGGACACCAGUGCUGAUCAAGCCAUGAUACACCUGUUGGCUGGCUUGGAGGAUGAUGGGUAUCAAAUGCGAGGACAUAGAAAAUUACCACAUCACCAUUCUCUUGGAAACUUUAGAAACUCUCAGAACAGCGAUGAUGAAGAAAAUGAACCACAAGUUGAGAAGGAAGAAAUGGAACUCAGUUUGCUCAUGUCCCAGAGAUGGGACAGCAGUAUUGAAGAACCUGGGGCAAAAAGAAGGUCAGUGGGCAAAAAUUUGCAUCGAAGCUCAACUGAAGAGGAGGAUUCAUCUUCAGAAGAAGAAAUGGAAUGGAGUGGUAACAGUAUGCUUCUAGCUAAUCUCUCUAUACCUCAGUUAGAUGGAACUGCAGAUGAAAAUGGUGACAAUCCUUUGAAUAAUGAAAGUUCUCGAACUCAUUCCUCUGUAAUUGCAACAAGCAAAAUGUCUGUAAAGACCUCAAUAUUUCACAAAGACGCUGCUACGCUAGAACCCCCAUCUUCUGCUAAGAUUACUUUCCAGUGUAAACACACAAGUGCCCUUUCUUCCCACGUUUUGAAUAAUGAAGAUUUAGUAGAAGAGCUUUCACAGCCAAACACAGAAGCAAGACCUGAACUUUCAGUCCACCCUCUUACAAAAGAAAGCACUUACACUGCAAAAUACCCAAUGUCUUUCAGCAAUAGUGCCCAUUCUGAAAACUCACACAAAGAAAGUAAUAAGAAGGAUAUUCUUCCUGUUUCUUCUUGUGAAAAUAACAUUUUUGAAUAUGAAGAUGAUAUUUCGUCAGUGAGCAGACAGAUACCAAGUAGGAAGUAUACCAGCAUCAGGAAGGUUGAGAAGGAUUCCUCUUAUAUGCAUAUGAGCCGCCAUAUUAGUGAUGGCAUAUUGGGUAAAAACUCAUUUAAUUUUUCAGAUUUGAGCCACUCCAAAAGUAAAAUGCCUUCUGAAAUAAGCGAAAAAUCCAGCGGCACAAGUAUAAAUAGCUUUUUCCCUGCGACAGUAACAGAAAAUUGUGAUAUGGUGUCUUGUUCGGGGGGGAAUCGAACUGUGAUGCAUUCUGUUGAAAGCAGUACUGAUGAAGGUGGCCUUAAUAAGCUUAAAAUUAGGUAUGAAGAAUUUCAGGAACAUAAGGCAGAAAAACCAAGCCUCAGUCAACAAGCAGCACAUUACAUGUUCUUUCCCAGUGUUGUUCUUUCUAAUUGUCUCAGCCGACCACAAAAAUUAGCUCCUGUAACAUAUAAAUUACAGCCAGGCAACAAACAGUCCAGGUUAAAAUUGAGUAAAAAGAAACUGGGCCUUAUCAAUCAUCAGGAGCUUGUAAGUGUAAAUCAUAUUGCAUCCAUUAAGGAAAGCUGCUAUACACAAGGUAAUGCAUGUAGUAACAUUCCUGAUAAGGAUAGUGCUUUGCCAAAUGAUUUAGUUCAAGUUCCUCAUGAUACCUUUGACAAUAGGAUGCCUACAAAUACUUCUAAUUGUACUGACUGCCAGUUUGGAGAUGGUUCUCUUGAAACCGAGCAGUCAUUUGGAUUAUGUGGGAAUAAAUAUACGCUCCGAACCAAGCGUAAAGUAAAUUAUGAGACUGAAGAUAGUGAAUCGAGUUUCGUCACACACAACUCAAAAGUUAGCCUACCUCAUCCCAUAGAAAGUGGGGAAAGUUUGGAUGGGUCUCAGAAAUCUCGAAAACGUAGAAAACUCUCUAAAAAACUGCCACCUGUUAUUAUCAAAUACAUUAUCAUCAAUAGAUUUAGAGGGAGAAAAAAUAUGCUUGUUAAAUUAGGUAAAGUAGAUUCUAGUGAGGAACAAGUAGUACUUACAGAGGAAAAAAUGAAUUUAUAUAAAAAGCUUGCACCUUUAAAGGACUUUUGGCCAAAAGUUCCUGACUCCCCUGCAACCAAAUAUCCUAUUUAUCCAUUAACACCAAAGAAAAGUCACAGAAGGAAAGCAAAACAUAAGUCAGCUAAGAAAAAAACUGGAAAACCACAAAAAGCAAAUAAUAAAAAUAUUAAAAGAACUUUAUCUUUCAGAAAAAGAACUCAUGCAGUCCUUUCUCCUCCCUCACCAUCUUACAAUGCCGAAGCUGAAGACUGUGACUAUAACUAUAGUGAUGUUAUGUCUAAAUUAGGUUUUCUCUCUGAGAGAAGCACAAGCCCAAUAAAUGCCUCUCCCCCUCGCUGCUGGUCUCCCACUGAUCCAAAAGCAGAAGAAAUUAUGACUGAUCUAGAUAAAGAAGCUUUACUUUUUAAGGGUCCUAACAUGUUCAAUAGCAAGACUGUUAAUUCCAAUGUAGGAAAAAAUAGUCGAGCAAAAUCUCAGGUUAAGAAAUGUAAAAAGAAGUUUCCUGGCCCCACAAUAGCUACUAAGAAAAGGAACAGGAUUAAUCAGACGGAUAAAACACCAGAUGAUGGAAAAAAGAAACCUAGAACAAAACAGAAACAAAAAACAGCUGAAAAAAUAUCAUCGAGGAAACGCAUGACAUUUAAAGGUGAAAAAGGAAAUGUUCGUUCUGCUGCAGAAGUUAAAUUUGUACUGAAGCACCAAGACUUGCCUGAGAUUUCUCACAACUCUAGCAGCUCACAACCACUUCUUACUCAGAAAGAGAGUCUUUUAACUGGCUACUCAACAGGACACUUACCUUCCACACAGCUCACCUCCACAGCUGAUGCACAAGGAAAAUCGUCUGGCUAUUUUCAUUCAUUGCUGGAAUCUGAUAAAUCUCUGGAUUUACAAAGUUUCACUACUGCACGAGGAGACCUUCAUUCAUCUAUCAUUUCCAUUCCCGUCCUAGCUGGAAGGGAAAUAACAAAAAUAAACUCCCAAAGGCCUAAGAGUCAAAGUACAGUAUGUCGUAUGAAGGAAUCUUGUUUGAUUCAAAAUAGUAUAUUUGAUCCAUCUAACCACUCAUCUCAGGUAACACAGAAUGCACAUAUUUCUAAAGAUACAACAUGUACAAAGAUGGAAGAGACUGUGAAUUCACAGACUAGAUACUUAUCAGUUGGAAAACUAAAUGAAACUCAUAGUUCUUUAGACCCAACUAAGACUGAUCAGAUGCAUACCACUAGUUUUUUGCAUUGUAAAGAGAGUAAUCCGCAGCAAGUUUUGUGUUUAUCAGAAGCAACAAAAUUUGCUGAUCCUUAUUCUUCCAUACUCAAAUCAUCUGAGGAAAGCCAUGGGUCUCUUCAGUUACCUAAAAACUGUUUUAUAACUGCUUUGAAGAGUCCAGUAAAGCAGAUAGGAUGGGAACACAAACAGAGAGGAUUUGUUUUGGAUAUGUCACAUUUUAAACCUGAAAAAGUAAAAUCGAAGUCCCUAUCAGAAACCACCUCACAAACAAAACCUGCUUCUCAGUGUAAAAAUCGAAAUAUAGUGGCCCCAUCAGCAUUCAGUGAAGGACAGUCUGGGCUAGCUGUUCUAAAAGAAUUACUGCAAAAAAGACAGCAAAAAGCACAACAUGCAAAUGUUAUGCAAGAAGCAUUAUCAGUUAAACCUCAGCUGAACAGAAGUAUUUCUUGCCCUCUUGAACAGAAUAAAGCAGUUAAAAGAUCAAGGUCUGUCACUUCACCAAGGAAGUUCCGUUCUCCCAGAACUACAAAGCCUAAAGAAAAAACGCCCAAACUUUUAAAAGUAGAUUCUUUUAACCAACAGAACACUAAUCAGAUUGACCACUCCGUGUCAGAUGACAGCCCCAUUUUUUUUUCAGAUCCAGGCUUUGAAAGCUGUUAUUCCCUUGAAGACAGCUUGUCACCAGACCAUAAUUACAAUUUUGAUAUUAAUGCCAUAGGGCAGACUGGAUUUUGCAGUUUGUACUCUGCAAGUCAGUUUGUCCCAGCAGACCAAAAUCUGCCACAGAAGUUUUUGAGUGAUGCCGUCCAGGAUCUUUCUUCUGGACAAACAACAGAAAGUGAACUUUUAAACCUUAAUAGCCAAAAAUCUGAGGAAGAGAAACAGCAUCCUUCUGACCCAGGUAAAUGGAUUAGACCUGGUGCUCUGAGCCCUGAGCUUUUUGAGAAAGCAUCCUUGGAAAGCAAUGAGAACCAUCCCCACAGUCAGUGGAGAAACAGUGUUCACACUCCAACAUCUCGAUCUAGCUCAUCAAUAGAUGCUUUUUGUAUCCAAGAGACAGAGGACUAUGUAAAUGAGAAAUUCAAGUUGAAUAGAAAUCUACUGAGCAAAGAGAGAUUUCUUAAUCUUCCACAGCCAGCUAAUACAGACUGGAUUCAAAGUCGCACUAGAAAGGAAGCCACUUUUGAAUCAUGUCAAUCACUUGAUUCUGUUAAUGCCUCUUUUACUUCGCUCUUGUCUUCUCCGGAUGGUGAUCUUGUGGAUGGCACUUCAGAGUAUUUAGAGUUGUAUGUUCCAAGAAAUAACGAGGGCUUAACUCCAACUCCCGACAGUUCACCAAGAUCAACUAGUUCUCCCUCGCAAUCAAAGAAUGGAAGUCUUACACCUCGUACUGCUCAUGUUCUUAAACCUCUCAUGUCCCCACCAAGUCGUGAAGAAAUCAUGGCAACUUUGCUGGAUCAUGAUCUUGCAGAAACAAUUUACCAAGAACCAUUUUGCAGCAAUCCUUCUGAUGCACCAGAAAAGCCCAGGGAGAUUGGAGGUCGACUUCUCACAGUAGAAACUAGACUUCCAAAUGAUCUACCUGAGUUUGAAGGAGACUUUUCCUUGGAAGGACUACGGCUCUGGAAGACUGCAUUUUCAGCAAUGACACAGAAUCCUAGGCCAGGAUCACCUCCACACAAUUGGCAAUCUGUUAUUGAUAAAAGACAAAUUAAUAGCCAUAAAACUAGUGAAGAUAAAAAAAUAGUAAUCAUGCCUUGUAAAUGUGCUCCAAGUCGCCAGCAGGUUCAGACAUGGCUCCAUGCCAAAGAAGAAUAUGAGCUUAUGAAGAAAUUGCCUAAGGACCAGCCUGUUGAGAUGGAAAAAGGAACUGAGAAUUUGAGCUCUACAACACUGCCUUCAGAGAAACCUGUUGAAAUAACAAAAACAGUUGUUGAGGAUGAGAGUUUACCUAACCUGCAAGAUAGGAGACCUACUGGACCUACAAAAGAUGCUCCUGUUUCCCAGAUAAGUACUACAAUAAUAAAAACCAAGGAAACUUGUGACACACACGUGACUAAUAUAAUUUCUACAAAUUAUACCAUAGAACCAAAUAAAACCCCAGUUGAAAGCAAAACAGUUGCUACUUCAACAAUAGAACCUGAUAAGGAAGAAGAGGAAGAGGACUACUAUAUCAAUUAUAGCUCGCCAGAUUCUCCAGUGCUUCCUCCUUGGCAACAAGCAGCAUCCCCAGAUUCUAAGCAGUCUGGUUUUGAAGAUGCAGAUUGGAGUAGUCAAGAUAUAGUUCCAUCUUCUGUGGAAGAAAAGGAUGUAACAUCUGCUGAGAGUGAAGAUACACCUGUCAGAGCUGAGGGUCGGACUCCCUUGAGCACAUCUCCACUCUUGCUCAAAGAAGGUGCUGGAAAUUUGGAAUCAUUUUGCCUACAUAGUACUCCCCUUGUGCAGAGAAAACAUCAAGAAGUAAUACCAGAUGCACUUGACUUUACCCCCUUAUCAACAGAAACCAAAAUUCAUAAAUUAAGUCAGAGAAGAGGAAGUAAUGCUGACACUCUACGAAGAGUACUUUUAACAACACAAGUGAAGAAUCAGUUUGCUCUCCUCAAUGCCCCAAAGAAAGAAACUUCUCAGAUUGAAGGACCAUCUUUAAACAACUCUUACGGUUUUAAAGUCAGCGUGCAGAAUCUGCAGGAAGCAAAAACGUUACAUGAGGUCCAAAACCUUACACUCAUCAGUAUGGAGUUACAUGCUCGACCUAGACGGGACUUGGAGCCAGAUCCUGAAUUUGAUCCUAUCUGUGCUUUAUUCUACUGCAUCUCAUCUGACACAGCACUGCCAAAUACUGAUAAAAAAGAAAUCACUGGUGCUAUAGUGAUUGAUAAAGACAGAACAAUCUCAAGCCAAGGUAGCAGAGUCCAGGCCCCCUUGCUCGCAAGAUCUGGAGUUACAGGACUAGAAGUCACUUACACUACUGAUGAGAGAACUCUUUUCCAGGAAGUAGUGAAUAUUGUAAAAAGCUAUGACCCAGAUAUUUUGUUAGGAUAUGAGGUCCAGAUGCAUUCCUGGGGUUACCUCUUACAGAGGGCUGCUGCAUUAAGUGUUGAUUUAUGCCAUAUGAUCUCUCGUGUACCAGUGUAUACUUUUUUCAUGUUCUUAGAUGACAAGAAACACAACAGAUUUGCACCUGAGCAAGAUGAAUAUGGGUCAGAGGCAAUGAGUGAAAUCAAUAUUGUUGGACGAAUCAUCCUAAAUAUUUGGCGAAUGAUGAGACAUGAGGUGAAUCUAACCAAUUACGCUUUUGAAAAUGUGGGUUUUCAUGUUCUUCACCAGCGUUUUCCUCUGUUUACCUCUCGAGUUUUGUCUGAUUGGUUUGACAACAAGACAGACAUCUACAGAUGGAAGAUGGUUGAUCAUUACAUUAGCCGGGUCCGUGGGAAUCUCCAGUUGUUAGAACAGCUGGAUUUGAUUGGCAGAACCAGUGAAAUGGCCAGGCUUUUUGGAAUCCAAUUUUUGCAUGUAUUAACGAGAGGUUCCCAGUAUCGUGUGGAGUCAAUGAUGCUGCGUAUUGCUAAACCAAUGAAUUACAUUGCUGUGACGCCCAGUAUCCAGCAGCGAGCUCAGAUGAGGCCCCCACAAUGUGUUCCCCUAAUCAUGGAGCCAGAAUCCCGUUUCUACAGCAAUGCUGUUCUUGUUUUAGAUUUCCAGUCAUUGUAUCCUUCUAUAGUGAUAGCAUACAAUUACUGCUUUUCAACCUGCCUGGGACAUGUUGAGAACUUAGGAAAAUAUGAUGAAUUUAAAUUCGGCUGCACCUCUCUCAGAGUACCUCCUGAUUUACUUUACCAAAUCCGGCAUGAUAUUACAGUAUCACCCAGUGGAGUGGCUUUUGUCAAGCCUUCAGUAAGGAAGGGCGUGCUGCCAAGAAUGCUAGAAGAAAUUUUGAAGACUAGGAUAAUGGUGAAGCAAUCUAUAAAGGCUCACAAGCAUGACAGAGCUAUAGUGCGAAUGCUUGAGGCACGUCAGUUGGGUCUGAAACUUAUAGCCAAUGUCACCUUUGGUUAUACUGCUGCUAACUUUUCUGGAAGAAUGCCGUGUGUUGAGAUUGGGGAUAGUAUUAUCCACAAAGCCAGAGAGACAUUGGAGCGAGCAAUAAAGCUGGUGAAUGAUACAAAAAAAUGGGGAGCUCGUGUUGUAUAUGGCGAUACUGACAGCAUGUUUGUACUGUUGAAAGGAGCCACUAAGGAACAGUCUUUUAAGAUUGGUCAAGAAAUUGCUGAAGCUGUAACAGCUACAAACCCCAACCCAGUAAAAUUGAAGUUUGAAAAGGUCUAUUUGCCAUGUGUCUUGCAAACCAAGAAGAGGUAUGUGGGUUACAUGUAUGAAACACUGGACCAAAAGGACCCAGUAUUUGAUGCAAAAGGUAUAGAAACAGUCCGAAGAGAUUCCUGUCCUGCUGUUUCCAAGAUACUUGAGCGUUCUAUCAAGCUGCUAUUUGAAACUCGUGACAUAAGUCAAAUCAAACAAUAUGUUCAGAAUCAAUGCCUGAAGUUACUAGAAGGGAAAGCCAGUAUACAAGACUUUAUCUUUGCAAAAGAAUACAGAGGGAGUUUUGCUUACAAACCAGGAGCCUGUGUGCCAGCCCUAGAAAUCACAAGGAGGAUGCUUGCUUAUGACCGGCGCUCUGAGCCACGAGUUGGGGAAAGAGAACCUUACGUCAUUGUGUAUGGCAUGCCUGGAUUGCAAAUUAUACAACUGGUGAGACGGCCCAUUGAAGUCCUACACGAUCCCAACCUGAGGCUGAAUGCUACUUACUAUAUCACCAAACAAAUUCUUCCACCUUUAGCUAGGAUCUUCUCGCUAAUUGGCAUAGAUGUGUUCAGCUGGUAUCAUGAACUGCCAAGGAUCCAGAAAGCAGCUUCUACUGUCCGUAAUGAGCUGGAAGUCCGAAAAAGCACAAUCUCCCAGUAUUUCACUACCUUGCACUGCCCUGUGUGUGAUGAGCUGACCCAGCAUGGGAUCUGUAGUAAAUGCAGAAGCCAACCACAACAUGUGGCAGUGAUUCUCAACCAAGAAAUCCGAGAGCUGGAACGUAAACAGGAACAACUGGUCACGAUAUGCAAGAACUGUACCGGUUGCUUUGACCGACAGAUCCAGUGUGUUUCUCUGAACUGUCCAGUACUUUUCAAGUUAUCCAGAGUAAGCCGAGAGCUAUCAAAGGCACCGUAUCUCCGCCAACUACUCGACCAGUUUUAAAUGAUCUGUGUUACAAGAUUUCAGGUGCUAUUUUUUUUUCAGUGUUUACCACACUAAGACUAUCAUGCAUGGUGCUUUUUCAAUUUUCAUCUAGUCCAAGAUUUCCAUUGUAACUGUUGGUUUCCUAUCUGAAAAAUGACGAACAUUUAAAAAUACACUUGUUGAUCUAUGAAUAGCUCACUUUUUAAGAUGUACAAAUUUCUUCUUCCUUUCACCUUUUUAACAUACUGUUUUAUAAUGCGGAUGUUGAAAUCGCUGUGUGUAACAUCUUGUAAAUCCAUUUCAAAGUAGAAGUCAAGUUUACUUCCCAGUAGGCUGCUGUGGAAGAAGCACUGAAAACCUCUUGAAACGAUAAAACCAUUAGUGUGUGUUCUUGAACUGUCAGUAUCAAGACGUGUUACUUAUAGAGAUAUUAUCCAUUCACUUUAUAAUUUUGUCUGCGAAAUAUUUUGUAAAUACACUUUUUUACUUUUCAAACGACUGAGUAAAAUAAUGUGCAAUGAAUUUUAUACAGAUAAUUUUAAAGUUGGUUGGUAUAUUUCCUCCUCAGUUUUGCUUGAUUCCAAGUAGAUUUGUUAUUUUGAUCAGACUGUGCAAACAGUAGUAUCAUGUGUAGCAUUUUGAAACAUUAUUUUCUAUAAAUUGCUGUCUUGCUUUAGCUAUUAAUGGGGCAUUGUGAGGAACUGUGCAAAGACAUUUUUGUUACAAACCUGUGGGACUGUUGCAAUACUUUAAAUAUAAAAAAAUUUAUUCCAUUUUUGCUUGUUUUGUAUAGACAUUUCUAUUGCUUCUAAAUAUGCUUAAAAUAUUUUCUUUCCUUAUGUACUGUACAGUUAAAUCUUAUUUGCCAUCAUCUUGACAAAAUGUGUAUUUAGAAUAUUUGUAUAACUGUAUAAAACAAAAAAGGAAUUAUGUGGUCAGUGCAUUGUUUUCUAAACUGGAAAUCAUUUUGUUUUAGAAGUUAAUAAUGGAAACCAUAUUAAAUUGAAUAAAAUAUGAGAUAUGGUAAAUCUA